CAGAGCCGGGCGCUAGGGAGCCUGCGGCCGAGCGCGGGUCGAGCCGCCCCCAGCCUCGGGGCCGAGAGCCAAGAGUUCGAGGCCUCCCCGAUCCGGAUAUGAUGAAAAGGAGCCGCAGAGGGAGAAGUGUUUCUGGAGUAUAGGCGCGCUGUAAGGGGGAAAGAGAGGCAGAGGGGAAAGAGUCCCCCUCGGAGGGGAGCCAGCGGGGCUGAGCUGGCUGGAAAGAGGAGGCGGAGAGCGCCGAGCGAGAGGAGCGGCGGCCGCCGCCGUUGCCGCCACUGCGGUGUACGCUGAGCGGGCGGGAGGAGGGGAGGGACACCCAGGGGUGGCCGCCGUCGGGCCAGCGCGACCCACGGCCCCUGCCGGAGCCUCGCUAGCUUUCCGAGGCGGAAGAGGAGGAGGAGGAAGGGGCUUUGAGUGAGUUGGGGGGAUGCCGAGAAGCGGUCAGUUGCCUGCACCCAACAUCUCCGAGCCCUUAGUGCGUCCGCCCCGCAGGGCGGCGAGCUAGGCGGAGGCGCGGCGAGGGCUCCGUGAAGCGGCCCAUGUCCGGCGCGGGUGAAGCCCCCGCUCCCGGGCCCCAGCUCGGGGCCGAGGCGGGCGGUGGCCGGCUGGGCGCCGCGGCCCAGGAAAAAUGUGAUAAAGAAAAUACUGAGAGAGAUAUAACUCAAGCCACUGAUAGCUGCUUCACACAUGGAGAGAUGCAAGACCAGUCCAUUUGGGGAAAUUGUUCGAAUGACGAACUCAUCAGAACCCAACCUCAGCGCUUGCCUCAGCUUCAAACUGCAGCACAGGAAGGUGAGGAGGAAAUAAGCAAGAUAAAGAACGGCCACCCAAGUCUGAGCAAUGGAAAUGGAAUCCACCACGGGGCCAAACAUGUAUCUGCAGAGAAUCGAAGACUUUCAGCACCCGUUUCUCAAAAAAUGCAUAGAAAAAUUCAAUCCAGCUUGUCUGUAAACAGUGACAUCAGUAAGAAGAGUAAAGUAAAUGCUGUCUUUUCUCAAAAGACAGGCUCUUCACCUGAAGAUUGCUGUGUCCACUGUAUCCUGGCCUGCCUGUUCUGUGAAUUCCUGACCCUCUGCAAUAUUGUCCUGGGACAAGCUUCGUGUGGCAUCUGCACCUCAGAAGCCUGCUGCUGUUGCUGCGGAGAUGAAAUGGGAGAUGACUGUAACUGCCCUUGUGACAUGGAUUGUGGCAUCAUGGAUGCCUGUUGUGAAUCAUCAGACUGUUUGGAAAUCUGUAUGGAAUGCUGUGGAAUUUGUUUUCCUUCGUAAAUAUUUAUCUUCUGUUUGCAUUAAAACUGGAGAGUGUUUUAAAAUUUUUCUUUUAAGGGGAAAGGAAAGCACAUGGUAAGAUUCUCAUCAAACAAUCCAGUAUUUGCACUGUUAACUCAUUAUUUUAGGAAAUCUCUGAGAGCCUUUUUUUUCCUCUAACCAAAUCUACAUGGUUUAAUAUGUGAAAUUUUAACUACUUUUAGACUUCUUAAUAGGUUACAAUGACUGAGGGACAUUUUGACAAAACAGAAAGAAAGGAAGGGAGGGAGGGAGAGAGGGAGGGAGAAAGAAAAAGAAAAAGACAAAAUGUCUCCUCCUUUUUAUACUUAUUUCUAUUUCUUUUAACCAUUCUUAGGAGCCCCUUGCUCCAAAUGUAUUAUUUCUCAGUGGUUAUUUAAAUCAGACAAUUUAUUUGUGAUGUUUAUUAAUGGUUAAAAGUAAGUAUUCUUUAAACUUUGGGAAACAAACCCACACAGUUGUUGGGGACCCAGUGUUCAUCUCCAUGCUGUGUUCUCCACUCGCUCAGCAAACACUGAGUGCCUGCUGUGUGUAAUCUCCUGCUGCCACACAGAGAUGGAUGUCAUUCAGCUCCAAUCCAGAGGAGCAUAGGAAAGUUUAGAAGAGGAAAGAGACCUGUAAAGAAUAAACCAGCCCACAAGGCAUAUUGAAGUGAAGAUUAUGAGAGAGAGAAAAACUCAAAUGGCUAUAGGAAUACACAGAAAGGAAAGCUAAUGUCUACUGGAAUAUUCAGAAGGCUUCAAGGAGAAUGUGGCAUUUGAAGGAGGCCUCUUAGGAUGAGUGAUUCAUCUGCUGCUUGAAUGAAUUAGAUUUAGGGCCAAGUUUUAGGUGACUAGCCCGAGCUGUGUGUGCCCUUGAGCAUUUAGAAGAAAAACGCCUUAAGUAGGUAUUUUCUUUUUUUAAACUAUAAAAUUAACUAAUAAUAUGCAUUUUUUACAUAAUUUAGAUGUUAUGAUAAAGUUUUGAUUAAAAACAAUGCUUUAGUAAAAUAUCUAUAUUUUUUAAAGAACGUGGAAUACUUUUGAAAAGUUGUACUUAAAUUAGGAGAUUUUUUAAUAUUAAAAUCUCAGCAUUCUGAUUUUGAUUUAUUCAAAAGCUUUUCUUUUUGAGAGCUUUAAGUCUUUUGCGGGGGGGGUUGUUAAGAAACAAACCGACCCCCCCCCCCACCAAUAUUUAUAAACACAGUUAAUCUUAAAUGCAAACCAUUCCUUCCAAUUCAGUGGGAAUCUUGACAUCCACUACUAUGACCGAAUUUCAGUACUGCAACUUUAUAUUAAAUUAAACCAUUAUGGCAGGUUAUAAAUAUCCUUAAGUAUAAAGAAAUGAGUCAGAUACAAGACUUACUAAGUGUUAGCGACUUAGUAAGUUACAAAGUUACUAAUACAUAGAGACUUUGUGUGAUGCAGAUGAAAGGGAGAGUAAAUUUUCAUACUACCGGCUCUCCUACUAAGUUUGAUGUCCCCAAAUUGUAGUUUGGUUUGAUUUAAUUGUAGUUCCUUGUAGAAAUUCUGAAAGUAUACCUUUGGAUGAAUAGUUAUUUUUGAUUCUUUCAGUUGAAUAUCAAAUUGAUAGUGAAAACAAAUGCAUACUUUUAGGAAGCCUUUUAGCAAAUUUAGGCUUUUAAGAAAGAUUUUAAACCUAAAGCAUGGGUAUGAGACCGAGGGUUUUUCCUUUGAGAUGAAACUUAGUUUCUACUUAUAUCAUUACUUAAAAGGCUUAAAAAAGGAAAAAAGUUAGCAGACUCUUGAAUCCCCCUUUCAGUACUGUUUACGCACACACACAUACACACAUACACACACACACACACUGUUAAAUUGUCCGGUUUAAAUAGAGUUCUAGUAAACAGCUGUCUUUCGGUUCCUUGUCUAAAGAGCGUCUUUGAUGUAACAAAUGAAAUAUAAGAACAUCUUUCUACUAUUUCAUAGUAACCAGAGUCUGAGUAUUUACAUAUACCCAAAGUUAACUUAUGCAUAUAUAUUAGGAUGUGAGAGUAUCAACUUUAUAUUGACAUAUAAAACCUCCUAAUGACCUGGAAUCAUUAAAAUAUUAUACUUUUUGUCCUGCAAAAAUUUUCAGCCAAAUGGUUUGACUAAUAUUUAAGUGUAUUCUGCUACUAUUUGCGAUGAUGAUAUUAGCACUUUUAAAAUAAUGUUUCUCUGUAACAGAGAACAUUAGUUGAUAGCAGAAUUUUAUUCUCAUAUUUAUAUUCAUAGUACUUUUGCUCUAUUGUCUAUUCUGCAGUCAUUCCAUAAAGUACCAUGUAUGAUUUUUAAAAAAUAAAUGAAAAAAACAAAAGUAGGCAAAUGUGAAAAUAGUUUCAAUAUGUAUUUUAGAAUUUCUGUAUGUAAAAUGUUUUGUUGAAUUAUAUGGCCAUCAUGACUAAGUGCUCUAGCUUACAGUUAUAGAUUUGGUCUCUUUUUAAAUGUGGAAACUUAAUCUUAAAUAUUUUUAAACUGGAUCUGUAU
Messenger RNA from Balaenoptera ricei (Rice's whale), 3754 nucleotides. It is a transcript of the gene MDFIC, whose product is annotated as MyoD family inhibitor domain containing. The coding region runs from base 543 to 1271 and encodes 242 amino acids. The transcript is spliced from 5 exons. The record is from RefSeq and is a predicted model, not a curated record. Lineage: Eukaryota; Metazoa; Chordata; Mammalia; Artiodactyla; Balaenopteridae.